CUCAUCUUCAACAGACAUAACUGCUAUCGCGCAGACGUGCGCAUAACUUCGUUGACCGCCAAAUGGUCUUGAGUAACAAUUGACUAUCUUUUGCAAAGUUGAAGGCUGCAUUCAUUAAGUUGCUGAUAUGAGCCGACCCAAGGUUUUCGUCACUAGGCCUGACGUUCCGAAAGAAGGCAUAGAUUUAUUAAGAAAAACGUGUGACGUAGAAAUUUACGACGAGGAGAAACCCAUAUCACGAGAAGCUCUCUUGAAAGGUGUUAAAGGAAAAGAUGGACUGUUCUGCUUGCUAACUGAUCCGAUAGACAAAGAAGUAUUGGACACUGCAGGAUUUUCUUUGCAGCCGCAUUUUUCCCGCUCACUGGCAGAAGAAUAACAGAUAUGAGCGCGAAAAGUUGUGUACAGGCAACAAGCAGUAAUCUAUUUUCUGUAAUCCUUAUCUUUAUUUUGAUCAUCAUAUCGGGUCUGUCAUUAUCUUCAUCCUGUGACCGACGUAUGAACUACAUUCUUAAACGGAUUUUCUUUCCACUUCAAUUAUACCCAGUCUUUUAUAUGUAAGUUUCUGUGACUUAAAUAUUAAAGAAUUACAUACAGAACAAAA
This is a messenger RNA of Stegodyphus dumicola, 601 nucleotides long. RefSeq names its product glyoxylate reductase/hydroxypyruvate reductase-like. Lineage: Eukaryota; Metazoa; Arthropoda; Arachnida; Araneae; Eresidae. Gene Ontology annotation, cellular component: cytosol. Gene Ontology annotation, molecular function: glyoxylate reductase (NADPH) activity; hydroxypyruvate reductase (NADH) activity; NAD binding. The record is from RefSeq and is a predicted model, not a curated record.